AUGAAUAUACGCCCUUCCUAUAGAUGGCGCGCAACGCGCCAUCAUCGGGCCAUGUCGGGAGAGGGUUCUCCACGAGGAAUGAUUCCACGUGUGGAACCCUCUUUUUCCACGAGCCAAAAAGAGGGUUCCACACGUGGAACCAUUCCUCGUGGAGAACCCUCUCCCGACAUGGCCCGAUGAUGGCGCAUUGCGCGCCAUCUAUAGGAAGGGCCUAUAUCUUAUCCCUUGAAUCAAAAUUCCAGCAACUGGAAAUGUGGGAAGAAGAAAGAGACUCUCGCUCCAGAGCAAAUUUCAGGAACAAAAUUCAUUACCAAACGAUGUCCUUCACAAAUCUAUCUAAUACAAAAAGAUCAGUAGGACUUUUAUCGAGACCAAUGACUACGAAUAGCUUGAUAAAGAGAAAGUCAUUGACAAGACUUAAUAGCUUAGAGACCUUUAAGAAGCCUGCAUUCAGACAGCUUUAUACAGGAGUCUUUUCAAAUAUAUCACUUGUUUAUAAGAGAUCUGAACAUAGACAGAUAUUAAGGAUGGAUGGAAGAUCAUGGAAAACGACCGGAAGCAAUGUUUAUAAAGUUCGAAACCAAAGUGCCAAAAAUGAAGUAGAUUUUGGUUUAUAA
Blepharisma stoltei is the source of this 617-nucleotide messenger RNA. NCBI's taxonomy places the organism in Eukaryota, Ciliophora, Heterotrichea, Heterotrichida, Blepharismidae. The record is from the annotation of a GenBank genome assembly.